UAAAUCGUUCAGAUAUUGUUGAGCAAUAUAAUUGCCAUCCAAGCCUCUUGAUUGUGUCUAAUUCAUCUGUGCUCUAUCAAUUUUCACAAUGCAUUGAAUACGUAAGUAUAAUACUAGAAAAAAUAAUCCCCAAUUUCCUUCAAUUUAACUUUCAACUUGAACACUCUUUACUAACAUUUUCAGAUCCUUGUUUAUGCUUUAGUAUUACAAAUAACCCAAACUGUAAUGAAUUUAAACACCAGCAGACUAAUCCGAAACGUCUCAAAUUCUCAAUCUCUGUUUAGAAGUCUAAAACGCCAAGUUAGUCCAAACAGUACAACUUUCCUGCAAACCCAAACUUCUCCAUUUUGCUCCAAAACGAAUGCACACAUUAUGAGUCUGGACAAUUCGUGGUCGCACAAAACCCAACACAAAUGGGCAGAGCAGUUUCCCCUUGCUAAAAAAGGCAAGCGUCAAUCUCCGAUUGACAUCAAAGAGAAACAAGCUGUCAAAAAGUGGCUCCCAAUGUUCAACCUCGAACUAAUCCAGGGCAACUUGUCUGAAGAUUGGACCAUAGCUAACAAUGGCCAUACAAUUAUGGUCUCCCCACCUGAGAGUGUGAAGUGGCAGUUGAGUGGGAGUAUGUUAGAAGGAAAAUAUAUAUUGGAUCAUUUCCAUAUGCACUGGGGGCCACAUAGAGGUAAUUGUGGUUGUGAGCAUUUGCUAGAUGGAAAGAAACACGAUGGCGAAAUCCACUUCGUAUACAAAUGGGCUUCGAACCAGGAAACCGAAACAGUCGAUGUUCUCGCUGUUUGGGGAGUAAUGAUGAAAAUAUCGAAGGAGACCGAUCCCAAAUUCCAAUUCCUAGUCGAUCAGCUAAUUGGGAAUAAUUUGUACAAAAUAUCAAACCCACGAGCGGAUCCAGUAAAAAUUCCAGUGAUCGAUUUCUCAAGUUUAGUACCGCAAGGAUUGUCAGAGUAUUUCAUAUACCAAGGGUCACUGACAACGCCACCCUUCAGUGAAACAGUGAUGCAUAUUGUGUACAAAGAGCCGGUAGAAAUUUCUUCUGUAUUUUUUGACCAGUUGAGAAGUUUGGCAGAUUUGGAUGGUGAUAAAAUAACGAGUAAUUUCAGACAAGUUCAGCCUCUGAAUGGUCGAACGGUUUAUUUGUCGUCGUAAAUUAUUAUCUCUGCAUUAUUCAGACACGGAAAACAAAUACUCUGGUGCAUAAAUUUUGAAAAUACAUUUAGUGCACACAUAUUUUAGAAACGAAAAUUACCCAAUUGCUCGGCAUGAUUUAUUAUAAUAUGAUGCAGUAUAAGGAUUUCGUUUGCUGCAAUUUUAUACGAUCGAGAGUUACGAGAAAGCUGAGACUGAGCUAGGCUUUGACUCACUGCAAUUUUGUAAAAAUAUUAUUUUCGCAGCAAACGUGCAUUAAAAAUAAUAUCUGGAAUUUGAAAACAAUGACCUUGUACCUGCCUUGCAAAGAAGAAAAAAAUGUUCACUACUGUAUGA
Molecule: messenger RNA, 1494 nt
Organism: Symsagittifera roscoffensis
Lineage: Eukaryota; Metazoa; Xenacoelomorpha; Acoela; Convolutidae
Product: carbonic anhydrase 1-like
Exons: 3
Coding region: 226-1158 (310 amino acids)
Molecular function (GO): carbonate dehydratase activity; zinc ion binding
Source: RefSeq, a predicted model, not a curated record